GAAGACUUUGAUGUGCGGACGAUCCAAUGCAAAUUCAUGGUGAAGCGAGCCACAUGUAAAUAUGACGAAUUGGCCUCGAAUUCAUUCAUCGGUCAUUUCAUUCUCCACUUGGCAACGAAGGCGCAGUCACUGUCACUGUCAGUUCUAAGCGUCGCCUGGUAACACAACCGACCAUUGAAACACCUCACUCUCGUUCACCGGAUUCAGAAUGCACCACGAAGCUACUGGUCUUCGUGGCUGCUAGUCCUUCCUUAGUACUGCGUGCAAUGCCCGCUUUCCAGUAUGGGUGCCUCAGAGUCCAAGCUCGUGUUCAAGCAGGGGAUCUUCAAACUCUCCGAAGAGAGGAACAUCCCCGCCAAUGAUCCAUAUUGGACAGGAUUCUGGGAAUUACCAGAGUCGGUCGAGGAUGUAUUCAGUCUCUUCUCACAUAGCGACAUCCGCAGAGCCCGAGACUCAGCCCUUGAGAACCUCGAGACCCUGAUUCUGGCGGUGACAUCCCGCCUCAAUGUGCUGAAGAACCAUCCCUCGUUUCCAGAUCCCGACCUCGCGCCGGAACGAGAUGCCCUAAAUUGCAUACGAGUUCUAACUAGACUAUUACCCUACGUAUACGAGGCGGAGCCACUGGCAGAAUGGGAAGAGAGGUUCUUUUGGGGCAUGCGCCGCCGUCGGACGCGGAAGGCGCAAGUGGCUGGCGAGAUACUAUUCGAUGACAACCAGCGUGGCGACAUUGAAGAACAGGACGGCGAAGAGCAGGAGUUCGAAGAAGCCAAGCCGCUUGCUGAAGAGUUGAUUGAUACCUUGAUUGACCUCCUCUUCUAUGCGGGUUUUACAAUACCUCACCUACCUCAGGCUAAGAGCAAGGUCACAUACGCCAUAUGGCAGAGUGGUGUCGGUUGUAAAACAUCCAUCCCGACCAACAAAGAGCUCGAGAGCAACAGAUGUGAGGUGCUACGUCUGCUAUUGACGCUUACCAGCAAAGCCAUGUACAUGCCAUCCGGUACGCUUCCCGUUCAAGGCGUCAAAGCCAUCACAUACAUCGCAACUUGUCCAGACAAGCAGAUCGUCUUGUCUGUUCUGUGCUCCCUCAUCAAUACUACGAUCAAAUCAAAUACCAGUUCCUGGCGGCUUCCCUACGAUCAUGUAGUCCGCCGAGACUCGAAACAGACCCUUGUCAUUUACAGUCUACAAUUCCUCCUUGUUCUCCUUCUCUACCCUGUCCCUGAGGGUGGAAGUUCAACAGCACCAAAGAACUUCUACCGUCAUUACUUGGGUCGUCUGCACAGACCAGAAGAUUUCCAAUUCCUUGCCGACGGCAUGACGCGAGUCUUGAGCCAGCCAAUGGAAGCCACCUCCUCCUAUUUGCCUGGUAGCCAGAAAUCAGUCAAAUGGGCUCCAGAGAUGAUAAUGCUGUUCUGGGAAGCUCUUCAGUGCAACAAAAGAUUCCGCGCCUUCAUCAUCGAAUCCAAUCGGGCCCAUGACUUUAUCAUUCUGAUGCUCUUCUACGCUCUCGAAUAUAAGACCGACGCUUCGAAGCAAGGCAUUGUACGGAUGUGUGUAUUUGUCUUACAGACCAUGAGUGUGGAGUCACCUUUUGGCAACAAUCUUAACAAGAAGUUCGAAGGACAAGACUCCUUGCCUGCCUCGAUACGACUGUCCAAUUUCCGAGGCAGCUAUGCUGACUUCCUGAUCAUAUCCAUACACACCUUGAUCACCACCAGUAAGGGGAAAUUGGAAGCAAUAUAUCCAGCGCUGUUGGCCAUAAUUAACAACAUGGCCGCCUACGUCCAGAAUUUGUCACUGGCUGCAAGCAGUAGACUUCUGCAGUUGCUCUCUUCAAUGUCCACACCUAGCUUUGUUCUAGCGAAUGAGAGUAACCACACCUUACUCCAGGCUCUACUGGAAGCCAUCUCAACGAUGAUCGAGCAUCAAUAUACGUCCAGUUCGAAUCUGAUAUAUGCUGUGUGGCGAUCGAGAAAGAGGAUUGAAGGUCUACGUGCAUUCACUCUUGAAGGAGGUCAAGCAGAGAUCGAGCUGGCGGCUCAGAGACGAAAAGAAAGUGCACUCACAGACGUCAGCAACAACCUCUCGAGAUCUUCAACCUUGACGGAUAUGCAUACUCCAACUCGUGAGGAUCCCAUAUCGCCACGUACGGAGCCCGGAGUGGAUGGGACUUUUGCGAUUGGUGAUUCUGACGAGUCUGACAAUGAAGACGCUCCAACUCCUUCGCAAUCCACACAAUCGGUGCGCACAUCUCGAACACCUUCCAUAGCUUCUUCGUCGGCGGUUGAUGAUCAUGUCCCGGUUCAACUAUCAGGCAUGUCUGAGAAAGCUCGGGGCAAGAUGCCUGCUGGGGCAUUGACUUUCUCCCGGCAGAACAGCACCACCAGUCUUUCUGGCUCUUCAAGUUAUACUGGUGGCCGUGGCUCUUUCACACCGAACGCUGAGUGGCUAGAGAGUUGGCUUGCUGAUCUGCCACUACAUACUUUGUUGACCGUCAUCAAAGUCCUUUCGACACAUCCUUCGGUCUCUUCGGACCGAGCCCGCCCAAAUCCCGAUAGCUCGAGCGAUCCCUCACACAGAAGCUCAAACUCCGCCCCUUCCUCUCGUCGGCAGAGCCUUGCCAACGAUGAGCCAUCUAUUACUGAGUUCCGAGCUCAAAUUCCAAACACAGCCAAUCAUCCAGCAAUCUCUGCCAUCCUGGCUUCCCCGAGUCCGAUCCGGGUGCAUUUGUUCGAGUGGUCGCCACUGUCCUUGGGCUGGUAUAUGAGCGUUUUAUGGAGCUUGAUAUUCACGGCAGAGAUGAUGAUCACUCCCGCAUCUUCGACGGCAGCGACUCUGACCGGAGCAGGGGCCGUAGCUGCUCCAGUAGGUGUGUGGAACGGGACGCAUGUCAAGCUCUUCCAGGUCGCGACUGAGGGUCGUCGAGAAGGCCCUAGUCUGUCACAACCCAGAGGGGCAGUCGAUGCUGUAGGGUCGCGACUUGUCCAGGGUGUGCAAGGGUUGAACCUCGGUGGACUUGUAGGACGCGUCGGUGCCGCCGGGAGGAGCGUGAGUUCUCAAGGAUCAAAUGGAAACACUGGAGGACAAGGCUUGCGGACGAGAGAGGUCUAAGGAAAUGGCGCUCACGGGGUUUUCGUGCAGGUUAGAAAGGUAAUAUCCCCUGGCAGUUCUCCUUGAAAGAGUCGACUCCUGGACGGGUGAGUCGUCCUUAAUGUGAUGGAGACGGUGAGAGAGAAGCUGAGGCAUCCCGCCUCCCAUUCUUGGCUUUCAAUUUGGUUUCUUGAGCGAUGCAUCAGAUAUCACGGGAUCCUACGAUAGAUAUUUUUUUCAAAAAACGUUCAUCACGCACGUCGAUCCUUGAGUUCUUGUGGAAUUUGGUUCAACUAGUAUUUCUUCUUCUUCUGUUAGCCACAAUGGAAACCGACCAGCCUCCAAUGUGAC
This is a messenger RNA of Exophiala oligosperma, 3441 nucleotides long. RefSeq lists its product as uncharacterized. NCBI's taxonomy places the organism in Eukaryota, Fungi, Ascomycota, Eurotiomycetes, Chaetothyriales, Herpotrichiellaceae. The coding region runs from base 283 to 3111 and encodes 942 amino acids. The transcript is spliced from 2 exons. The record is from RefSeq and is a predicted model, not a curated record. Gene Ontology annotation, cellular component: membrane; Golgi medial cisterna; Golgi trans cisterna.